AUGACGACCACUUCAUCAACCGUCGAGCUCGAGUCGGUCGACUACCAGCAUGCCCUGCCACUCAAGGAUGUCGGCGGCCUUGCCUCUGAGGGUCGGCGUCUGGGAUCACACGAGGGACCCAGGGACGCUGACAUGGGCGUGAGGGACAGCUUGCCGGCGCCCACGACAUCGACGCCUGUCGUAGAGAGCUGGAAAUACCCUCGCUCCAAUUUGUUCCGCGUCGCAGCUACGUUCUGGAGUUUCCUCGUCUGUGGCGCCAACGAUGCUGCCUACGGUCUCGAAUCCUACUACAAGCUUGACUACAUUAUCGUGUCUCUCCUCUUCCUGUCGCCCUUUGUCGGAUAUGUCCUCUCUGCCAUCUUCAACAACUGGCUGCACAUCAAGUUUGGCCAGCGAGGCGUUGCAGUGCUCUGCGGCGCCUGCCAUCUGGUCGCAUACAUCAUCGUUUCCCAGCAUCCGCCUUACCCUGUCCUCGUCGUCGUGUAUGCCCUUGCCGGUUUCGGCAAUGGCAUUGGCGAUGCUGCGUGGAACGCGUUCAUUGGCAACCUGGCAAAUGCAAACGAAACACUGGGGUUCCUGCAUGCCCUGUACGGCGUCGGAGGAACCAUCAGCCCCCUCAUCGCAACGACAAUGAUCACGGAGGGUGGUCUUGAGUGGUACCACUUCUACUAUGUCAUGAUUGGCAUGAGCGUCGUCGAGCUGGUCGUCUGCACAGCUGCCUUCUGGAAGAACACGGCAGCCAGCUACCACGAGACGACACAGACGAACAACGACGACAACACGGGGCUGCGCGCGGCCCUCUUCUCGCGGCCCUACGCACGCGUGACCUGGAUCUGCGCCGCCUUCCUCCUCGCCUACGUCGGCGUCGAGGUCUCGCUCGGCGGCUGGAUCGUCCAGUUCAUGAUCCGCGUGCGCAACGCCGACCGCUUUCCCGCCGGCAUGACGUCCGUCGGCUUCUGGCUGGGCCUGACCGUCGGCCGCGUCGUGCUCGGCUUCGUGACGCCGCGGCUGGGCGUCAAGGUCGCCGUUGCCGUCUACCUGCCCGCGACCAUGGCGCUCGAGCUCGUCUUCUGGCUCGUGCCGCAGUUUUACGUCUCGGCCGUCGCCAUCGCGCUGCAGGGUUUCUUCCUGGGCCCGCUGUUCCCUGCCGUCAUUGUCGCGGCGACGAAGCUGCUGCCGAGACACCUGCAUGUGAGCACCAUUGGAUUUGCGGCGGCCUUUGGAGGCAGCGGUGCCGCCGUGCUGCCGUUUGCUGUUGGUGCCAUUGCGCAGGCCAAGGGCGUCCAGGUGUUGCAGCCGAUUGUUCUGGCCAUGCUGGUGGUGCUGUUGGGGCUCUGGUUCUGCCUGCCCAGGUUUGGGUUAGCAAAGAGGGAUUAG
Verticillium dahliae VdLs.17 is the source of this 1377-nucleotide messenger RNA. RefSeq lists its product as uncharacterized. Gene Ontology annotation, cellular component: membrane. The transcript is spliced from 3 exons. The record is from RefSeq and is a predicted model, not a curated record. Bases 1 to 1377 code for a protein of 458 amino acids. Gene Ontology annotation, molecular function: transmembrane transporter activity. Lineage: Eukaryota; Fungi; Ascomycota; Sordariomycetes; Glomerellales; Plectosphaerellaceae. Gene Ontology annotation, biological process: transmembrane transport.